This is a messenger RNA of Temnothorax curvispinosus, 2180 nucleotides long. Its product is annotated as tubulin beta chain-like. Bases 180 to 1523 code for a protein of 447 amino acids. Gene Ontology annotation, molecular function: structural constituent of cytoskeleton; GTP binding; GTPase activity. Gene Ontology annotation, biological process: microtubule cytoskeleton organization; mitotic cell cycle. Gene Ontology annotation, cellular component: microtubule; cytoplasm. NCBI's taxonomy places the organism in Eukaryota, Metazoa, Arthropoda, Insecta, Hymenoptera, Formicidae. The record is from RefSeq and is a predicted model, not a curated record. The transcript has 3 exons.
CAAGGAGAACUUGGCAGUCGCCUGUUUUCUGUUUUAAUGACAUCUUAGGCAAGUCCGCGAUCUCCUCGUUUUAUCAUCCUUGAAUUUUGAGGACCGACUUCUUCCACGGCUAGUAGAAUAAUCAUUAUUGAACUCCGUGCAAUUAUUUUGUUCAAAAAUUUCAGAAUAACUAAUACAAAAUGCGUGAAAUUGUUCACAUCCAAGCCGGUCAAUGCGGCAAUCAAAUUGGCGCCAAGUUCUGGGAGGUGAUUUCAGAUGAACACGGCAUUGAUCCUACGGGCAUCUACAAAGGAGACUCGGAGUUCGACUCGAAACUUCAGCUGGAACGGAUCAACGUCUACUACAAUGAGGCGUCCGGCGGCAAAUACGUGCCGCGUGCCAUCCUCGUCGAUCUGGAACCCGGUACCAUGGACUCCGUGCGCUCGGGACCCUUCGGACAGAUAUUCCGACCGGACAACUUCGUGUUCGGCCAGUCGGGGGCCGGCAACAACUGGGCCAAGGGUCACUACACCGAGGGCGCGGAGCUCGUCGACUCGGUGCUCGACGUGGUGAGGAAGGAGGCCGAGAGCUGCGACUGCUUGCAGGGAUUCCAGCUCACGCACUCCUUGGGCGGCGGUACUGGAUCCGGAAUGGGCACUCUGCUCAUCACGAAGAUACGAGAAGAGUACCCGGACAGGAUCAUGAGCACCUUCUCCGUGGUACCGUCUCCCAAGGUUUCCGACACGGUCGUGGAACCCUAUAACGCUACCCUGUCGGUUCACCAACUGGUGGAGAACAGUGAUCAAGCUUAUUGCAUCGACAAUGAAGCACUCUACGACAUUUGCUUCCGUACUUUGAAACUGACUACUCCCACGUACGGCGAUUUGAAUCACCUCGUGUCGGCUACCAUGUCCGGCGUAACAACCUGUCUAAGAUUUCCAGGUCAAUUAAACGCCGAUUUGAGGAAACUCGCGGUGAACAUGGUGCCGUUUCCCCGUCUCCACUUCUUCAUGCCAGGUUUCGCGCCUCUCACGUCCCGCGGGAGCCAACAGUACCGUUCCCUCACCGUGCCGGAGCUCACGCAGCAAAUGUUCGACGCGAAAAACAUGAUGGCGGCCUGCGAUCCGCGCCACGGUCGUUAUCUCACCGUGGCGGCCAUCUUCCGCGGCAGGAUGUCGAUGAAGGAGGUGGACGAGCAGAUGCUCAACAUACAAAACAAGAACAGCUCGUACUUCGUCGAGUGGAUACCGAACAACGUGAAGACGGCGGUGUGCGACAUUCCGCCGCGCGGCCUCAAGAUGUCCGCCACUUUUAUCGGCAACUCCACGGCUAUUCAGGAGCUGUUCAAGAGGAUCUCCGAGCAGUUCACGGCGAUGUUCAGGAGGAAGGCCUUCCUCCACUGGUACACCGGCGAGGGUAUGGACGAGAUGGAGUUCAACGAGGCGGAAUCGAACAUGAACGAUCUGGUGUCGGAAUAUCAGCAGUAUCAAGACGCGAUGGCGGAAGACUACGAAGAAGUGGAUGAAGAGGAAAUAGAAAAUUAGAAGAGAGAGGAAUCUAACACGGAAGAUCGCGCGCACUUGCGCAAUUCUUUGACGAUUCUUUUGUACAAUAUUUUUGUAUCUGUUAUUUUUACGUUUUUUAAUGAAUGUUUUACACCGUUUUGUAUAUAUGUUGUCCGUAUACACGAAUUUUUAGAUUUUUUAAUGAUUUGUAUGCUUACUUUGGUGAAGUUUAUAAAAGACAAUACUUAUUGAAAAAACUCCAAAUUGGUCUUUCGAUUUAAUAUUGCAGUGGAUUCUUCUAAGUACGCUGUAUUUUAAUGCUUAAGGAAUUUACACGACUCAAUUAAGGCUCUUUGUUACACAGAUAAUAUCAUCUCUAUCAGUUAAUGACAUUGUACGAAGCUCGAUAUAAAUACGCCUCUUAAAUAAGACAAGUAAACGCUGGCGUUUAGGCGCGAGUCUCGUUAUCGAACUCGUUAUCGUCCUUCUGGUCAACUGACAUUGAUGAAGCCAAGGCCUCGGCAAAAAUUGGCGAUCACGCAUUAUCUCAUCGGUGCCCCGAGGGCAAACACUUUAUUAUUGCGUACAAUAAAGGAGAACGCGUGUUAUUGCGCGUGUUAUUUCUCACCGUAGCUACUAUCUUCAGAGGUAAAAUGUCGCCCAAUCUAUAUGAUAUGUAAUACAUUAAAAGUAUAA